AUGGGAAUUUGCAGCUCUAGAAAAUCAAAUAAAGAAGCAGGAAUAUAAUUACAAAUAGAAAAAACAGUGGCUGAGUAGAAAUAAAUAAAGAUAGAAGAAGAACUUUAAGUAUAAAACACAACCAGGCGAUCAGUUUGUAAUUAGUUUUCUACUUUAAAUACAAAUGGAAAUGCAAUUACAAUACCUUAACCUGAAUAAGAAGUAUAAGAAAGUAACGAAGGAGAGCCAUAAUAGCAGAAGACUACUAAAAAGAAAGCUCGAUCAACAAAAGAUGAUGUAAAUUACUAUAGGAGAUCGGAUCACUUACUAAAAGUUUUCUCAUUGAUUGUGGAAUUAAUUUAAGAUGAGCAAAACAAAUGUUAUAAUAUUACAAUAGGUGCAAAAAUUAAGGAUUGUGUACAUUAUGCUCAUGUGAAUGGAAUUUUAAUUACUUAAGCAGAUUUUGAACUAUUUCAUUUGUAACCAGAUACGUUCAAAGAAGCAAAUAAAUUUUCUAGAAUACCUGCUUUUUUUUCUACUGAUAAUUAUUUUAAUAUGGACAAAGAAAGUCCAAAUAGUUUUAUUUCAUUUGACAAAUUAUUAAAUGUUGAAAGAAAGAUUGCAAUAAAGCAAACCUAAUAAAGAUUAAAAAAAAAAUAAAGUACAUUACAUGAUAAUUAAAAUCAAUAAAAAGAAAAUGAUUAUAUAAUGACUUCGAAUUUGGAAAUGCUUGAAAUUAUAACUGUUGUAGACAUUGAAUAACAAUCAAGAUUUUUAAAUGUGCUAUUUCACUUAAUCUUAUAGCAUUAUCAUUAAAAUCUUGAUUUGUAUUUAGUAUUUAUAAUAAAUACUACCUUUCUAUUUGAAAUACCUCCAUAAUUUGAUUAACCUAAUAUGUAUCGAUUGGCAUUGUUUUAUGAUAGACUUUCAUAUUCUUUGAAAGAUUUGUAAUAAAUUUUAAUCAAUGAAAAAAGUGAAUUAAGCAUAAUUUUACAUAAAAAGUUGUCUUUAAAUUUAAUACUGAUUUUCAUAAAUUGUUAUGAGAAAUACCUUUAUAGACUAAAUUUUACUCUGUCUACAAUAUUUUAUGUUCCAAAAUAUAAAUCAUUUAAAUUAGAAUCUUUUGGAAGAAUGAAAAGUCUAAUAUAAUUAGGUUAGAAUCCUGAUGUUGCCUUAAAAACUAUAGAAGAAAAGAAAUAUAAGUAAUUUGUAAAAAGCUUUAAGAAGGAUAUGUUUGCAAUAAGCGAUUUGAUUAUUUAUUUCAAAAAUGUGUAGAAUUAAAAUUUAAGAUCCAUAACUACGACUAGAAAAAAGUAUUUUACAAAUAUAAAAAAAGAUAAAUUAGAUAGUUUAGAUGAUGAAAAAAAUUAUUGUUUAUUAGCUGAGAAAAUGUUUAGUUAGAAUGAAGAUCGUUAUAUCCUUGAGUUUUUAAAGCUGGCAAUUUAUUCAUAUGAAGUGAAUGACAUUGAUAAAUUGAUUUAAGAUAUUAAAUAAGUUAGCGAAAGUAUUCAAAAAGACUUAAAUGAAGUAGAAUAUUAAGAUUCAAAAUAAUUUGAUUAAUAAGAUUAAAAUCUUGAAAUGAGAAAAUAAUCAAACUCUAAUUCUGUUGAUUUAGAUAAUUUGAAUGGCAUAAAACAAAUGGAAAUCUUUCCGAUAAAUAUAUGUGAAGAUUACAAAUCGGUCGCUUUGAAUAAAGAUAAAAUUACAGAAGUUGAACAAACAUAUAAAGAGAUUAUUUAUUAAUCAUUAUUAUAUUCAAAAAGAUUUUAAGCUUAUUAUGAAAAGUUUCAAAAUUUAUAAAAACCAGUAUUUUAAAAUUGCUAUGUGGAAAUCCUAAAUACUUUCUAUUUUAUUCGAUAAUAUCCAGAUGAUUCAUGGUAAGAAAAAUUAAAAAUUGUAUCUCAAAAAAUGGAUAAAGUUGUUUAAACAGUUCAAACAGUAAGAGAUGAUAGUGUAGACAAUUUUCACAUAACAUUGUUAUUUUAGAUUUUGACCUUGUCUCAAAAAAAGCCUUUGAUAAUUUUAAAUUAGUUAUCAAAAUGCAUUUCCAAUUAAUUAAAACAGAAACUACAAAUGGAUCAUAGAUUAAGGAGUUAAAAUUAAGCAAAAGGAUUGCUUGAACAAAAAAAGCAUGUGAUGUUAUAAGUAUGGUCUGCAUUAUCAUACCUUAAUUAAGAUAAUUAUUUUUAAGCAAUAAGUAAAAUUUAAAAAGCUAUAGGAUUCUAAUUAAAAAACUAACAUUAAGCAUCAUUAUCAUAUGGUUAUUCUUUAUUAGUAAGUGGAGAGAUAGCAAGAAUAAGUUUAGCACCAGUUUCAGCUAUGCUUAAUUUAGAAAUGAGCUUAGUGAUAUAUAAUCAAUUCUUUCCAGAAUAUAAGUAAAUUGAAGAUCAAUAAGAUAUCUCAGAUAAAUCUGAUUAUAAUCCCUUUUAAAUAAAAUAUAAAGAUGUGAGAGUUAAAAAUUUAGCUACUAGCAACAAAGCUAAAUUAGAGUUUCUUCUUGGAAUGAGUUACUUUGAUAUACAUGAUUAAGAGAAUUCGCUAUUAUGUCUUAAAAGGGCUUAAGAAUUAAUGUUAAGAUCAUUUCAUAUAUAUGCUGAAGAAGUAGUAUUUUUGGUGUUGUAACAGUUAUAGAUUCAUGUAUUGCAGGAUGAUAUAGGACAUGUAAUGAAUAUUGCAUUAUUUUAUGCUAAUGAUAUGAAUGAAUAAUACAGAAGAGGAAAAGAAUUUAAAAAGAAGAUAAUUUCAAAAUUACAGUUUAUAAUAGGGUCUGUUUUUGAAUUCAAUGGAUAAUAUUUAAGUGCAAUUCGAUUUAUUGAACGCUCAAAUCGGACGCUUUCAAAGUCUAAAUGUAAUAAUUUUGUAAUUCAAAUGCACUAUUAAGCCAAAAAAAUUCAAAUAAUUUCAAAAUUGAAGUAAGCUUUUUUGAAAAUAAAAAGUAAAUAGCAAUUGAGAUGUGAAUAAGAUUUGAGUUUAUUUUAGACAUUAAAUGAAUCAUUGGGCCAAACAUUUUAAACGCUUUUUUUUAAAUAACCUAUUACAAUGAAAACUUCAGUUUUAUUGGAAAAAUUUGGGAAGCAGAUAAUCCAUAUUUAAGGUUUGAUGAGAACAGAUGGAUUCAGUAAAGCUAUAAAAUUAUUGGGAGAUUUGAUCAAAGCUUUGAAUAGAAGUAAAAAAGAUGAGAUAUAUGGUUUGGUUUAGGAUAAAUAUCUUAUUUUAUCUCUGGAUAAAAUUAAUUCAAAAGAAAUUGAAAAACAAAUAAUUAGUGUGAUAGAAAUUCAUGAUAGAUACUUAUAAUUUCCACUAAAAUAACAUCAUGUGCUUAAAUGCUAAAUGAUUUUGCUCUGCAUACUUUUAAAAUUGAAGAACACUACUUAAAUUUUUGAACAAUUCAAAAACAUUGAAUAAACAAUCGAUGACUUCUAAACUAUUUUAUAAUGGAAAUCUCUAACUCAGAAUAGCAGCGAUGUUUAUGUACAAAAUAAAUUUGAGACCAUAGUGAAAAAGGGAAAAAUUGCAAUGGUCUAUUAGAUUGCAAAUGUAACAUAAUUGAUUGAGCUCUUUAAUAAGCUGAAGAAAAAAAUAUUUGAAAAUUUAUAAAAUAGAGAAAAGUUUGUAGAUAUAGCCAAUCUAUUUUAGAAGAAGAUAAUAAAUAGUUAGGCUUUUAUAAAACUAUUAGAAACAAAAUAGGAAUGUUUACUAGGGAGUUAUUCUUAAGUGAAAAUAGUGAAUGAAGCAGAGUAAGACCAACAACAAUAAGAACUAAAUAUUUAAAGAGAAAAUCAAAAACAGUUUUAGGUUGAGUAGUCAACAGAAGUUGAUGCAAAAGAGAAUUAAAAAUUAGUUUUUGAUUUGAGAAGCAUUGAAGAAUUGAUGAUGGAAAAGAAGUUAGCCCACCAUAGGAAAGGGCAAACCUAAGAAGCAUUAUAAAAAAUAGAAGAAAAAGUUGAACCUGAAGAAAUAAAGAAACCUCAUAAAAGAAAUUAAACGGAAAUCACUUUAAAUAAUGAAACGAAAAAAAAGAAAACAGAAUAUAAAAUCAAUCCAUUUUUAAGCACUAUAAAAAAUAAAAAAAAAUAGUAAUAAUGA
Paramecium sonneborni is the source of this 4065-nucleotide messenger RNA. NCBI's taxonomy places the organism in Eukaryota, Ciliophora, Oligohymenophorea, Peniculida, Parameciidae. The record is from the annotation of a GenBank genome assembly.